CGCCAUGUCACUCCUGUCUCAACUGAAGGCUUCGGCCUUGCUGCUGGCCUUGUUCCUCCCUUCACCGCUGGCGACGGUGGGUGGCCAUGGCGGCACGCACGGCAUUGAGACAGCGUCCCCGGACAGUGGCAACAACACCGCCAAGUGCCAAGAGGCCACGGUGUGCCAGGAAGGUGUGAUCUUGCCAGUGUGGUUCCCACAGAACCCCUCUGUGGGGGACAAGGUGGCAAGGGCCAUCGUUUACUUUGUGGCUCUGAUCUACAUGUUCCUGGGCAUGUCCAUCAUUGCCGACCGCUUCAUGGCCUCCAUAGAAGUCAUCACCUCACAGGAGAAGGAGAUCACCAUCAAGAAGCCCAACGGGGAGACCACCACCACCACCAUCCGCAUCUGGAAUGAGACCGUCUCCAACUUGACCCUGAUGGCACUGGGUUCCUCAGCCCCUGAGAUCCUGCUCUCCAUCAUUGAGAUUGUGGGUCACGGCUUUACCGCAGGAGACAUGGGGCCUAGCACCAUUGUCGGCAGCGCAGCCUUCAAUAUGUUUGUCAUUAUUGCCGUCUGCAUCCAUGUGGUCCCCGAGGGCGAGGUACGGCGCAUCAAACACUUGCGGGUCUUCUUUGUUACCGCUGCCUGGAGCAUCUUCGCCUAUAUCUGGCUAUACCUCAUCCUGGCCUGGUUCUCUCCUGGCAUAGUGGAAUUGUGGGAAGGGCUCCUCACCUUCCUCUUCUUCCCACUCUGUGUGCUCCAGGCUUGGGUGGCUGACAGAAGGCUCCUCUUCUACAAAUAUGUACACAAGAAAUACCGGGCGGACAAGGCCCGAGGCCUGAUCAUCGAGACUGAGGGUGAUACUGCCUAUCCAAAGCUGGACAUGGAGAUGGACAACUCGCUAAAGGAAGGAUCCGAAGGUCUUGUGGAAGCAGGGAAGGACCAGGAUGAUGAAGCUCGCAGGGAUAUGGCUCGCACCUUAAGGGACCUCAAGCAGAAACAUCCAGAAAAGGACAUGGAGCAGCUUAUCGAGAUGGCCAACUAUCAGGUGCUAGUCCAACAGCAGAAGAGCCGGGCUUUCUACCGCAUCCAGGCCACACGCAUGAUGAUUGGAGCAGGGAAUAUCCUCAAGAAACAUGCGGCGGACGAAGCCCGCAAAGCCAUUAGCAUGCAGGAGGUGCGUGAGGAAGAAGACGAGUCCGUGACCAAAGUUGGCUUCGAGCCAGCACACUACCAGUGCUUUGAGAACUGCGGCUCGGUGGUGCUGACUGUGGCCCGGCGGGGAGGGGACCCAGCCUGCGUCACGCUGCGGGUGGAUUUCCGCACGGAGGACGGGACGGCCAACGCCGGCUCAGACUACGAGUUUGCGGAGGGCACCUUGCUCUUCAAGCCAGGGGAAACCCACAAGGAAGUGCGGGUCGGAAUCAUUGACGACGACAUUUUCGAGGAAGACGAGUAUUUCUAUGUCCACCUCAGUAACGUGCGGGCAGCCUGGGCUGAACCGGGCCCCGAGCCUCCCCCCAAAGCAUGCCUCGGGCCCUCUAAGAUGGCCACUGUCACGAUCUUCGACGACGACCAUGCCGGCAUCUUCACCUUCGACGGGGCCUCCAUGCGUGUGAGCGAGAGCGUGGGGGCUGUGCGCAUCAAGGUGCUGAGGACCUCGGGGGCACGCGGGAGAGUGGCCAUCCCCUUCCACACCAUUGAGGGGACCGCUAAGGCCGGAGAGGACUAUGAGGAGGUCGCCGGCAAAGUGGAGUUCCAGAAUGAUGAGACCAUGAGAUACAUCGAAAUUAAAAUUAUUGACGAUGAGGAGUAUGAGAAAAACAAGAACUUCCACCUGGAGCUGGGGCCACCACAACUGCUGGACACAGGUCUUGCAAGCCUGCUCCUCUCCCUAUGUGCCUGUUUUCUCCCCACCCCCACCCCAGGUGACACUAAUGAAAACCGCUUGCCUAAUGGAGAAAAGGAAGCAAUUGCCAAGAUGGGGUGUCCUAGCCUUGGAGAGAACCCCAAACUUGAAGUUGUUAUUGAGGAAUCUUAUGAAUUCAAGAGCACUGUGGACAAAUUAAUAAAGAAGACAAACUUGGCCCUCGUCGUCGGCAGCAGCAGCUGGAGGGAGCAGUUUGUUAGCGCCGUAACCGUCAGCGCUGGUGACGACGAGGACGACGACUCUGGCGAGGAGCGCCUCCCCUCUUGCUUCGACUACAUCAUGCACUUCCUGACGGUUUUCUGGAAAGUUCUGUUUGCCUUUGUGCCGCCAACCGAAUACUGGUGCGGCUGGGCCUGCUUCUUCGUCUCCAUCUGCCUCAUCGGAGUCCUCACCGCCCUCACCGGAGACCUGGCCGCCCACUUUGGCUGCACCAUUGGCCUCAAAGACUCUGUCACAGCCGUGGUUUUCGUGGCCCUGGGCACCUCCGUGCCUGAUACCUUUGCCAGCAAAGUUGCCGCCAUCCAAGACCAGCACGCUGACGCCUCCAUUGGGAAUGUGACGGGUAGCAACGCAGUCAACGUCUUCCUGGGCAUCGGGGUGGCCUGGACUAUUGCAGCCGGGUACUGGGCCAGCAAAGGUCAGCCCUUUCGCGUGAAGCCUGGCAACCUGGCAUUCUCGGUCACCCUCUUCACCAUCUUCGCCUUCUUCAGCAUUGCAGUGUUAAUGUACCGCCGCCGCCCACCCAUCGGCGGAGAACUGGGUGGUCCCCGAACCCCCAAAAUCCUGGCAACCCUUCUCUUCCUGAGCCUAUGGCUGGUCUACAUCCUUCUGGCUGCCCUGGAAGCCUACUGCCACAUUCAGGGCUUCUGAAAGACAAGUGCAGGCUGGGAGAUUCGCUUUCGGGCUUGGCCUUGGGGAGGCCCCUGUCCAAACCUUGGGAAACUGACCCCUGGAUGACUUGGGGGUGGAGGGAGAGAAAGGAAAAGGCAAACCCUCCCUCCCCAAGUUGGGGGAUCCCUUUUUUCUCAAGCACAUGGGAACACCUUCACUUCCGCAACAGUUCAGUGAAGACUUUCGCCGACGCCAGCCCUGCAGUCUAGUAAUGACUAAGGUGGUAACAAAAAUGGGACAAAGUUACAGGGUCGAAUCCUGGUCAAGGCUUCUGCGAUGGACUGAUGGCAGAGUCGCCCACCUCCGUUUGGAGAGAGAAAAAGCCAAGCUAUUAAGAACCCUGAUUUUAGACACAUCUUAGGGGUGCAACAGAUUCAAGGGAGGCUGAGCCAGGACAUAGGCCACCCCCUUCCACACUGACCUGGGUGAAUUAGUAGCCUCAGAAAAUGGUGGGGUGGGGUGGGGGGAUAUUGACCAGCCCUGCCAAUUACCAUUCUUAUCCUUGCAAGUAUUGGAGGACUACUUAGUUGGACACACUGUCCUUCCCAUUGCAAGCCUGGCCACAGUUUCUUGCAGCGACAGAGAGGGGGCACUCUUUGCAUCCCAGUGGAUGGUAACAUAAUGAU
Molecule: messenger RNA, 3429 nt
Organism: Zootoca vivipara (common lizard)
Lineage: Eukaryota; Metazoa; Chordata; Lepidosauria; Squamata; Lacertidae
Source: RefSeq, a predicted model, not a curated record